This is a messenger RNA of Cercocebus atys (sooty mangabey), 966 nucleotides long. It is a transcript of the gene IL37, whose product is annotated as interleukin 37. The coding region runs from base 212 to 895 and encodes 227 amino acids. The transcript is spliced from 7 exons. Gene Ontology annotation, molecular function: interleukin-1 receptor binding; cytokine activity. Gene Ontology annotation, cellular component: nucleoplasm. Gene Ontology annotation, biological process: positive regulation of gene expression; inflammatory response to antigenic stimulus; cytokine-mediated signaling pathway. The record is from RefSeq and is a predicted model, not a curated record. NCBI's taxonomy places the organism in Eukaryota, Metazoa, Chordata, Mammalia, Primates, Cercopithecidae.
UGAAAGAUGGCAUAGCUGAUAUUAUUGUUUGCAGAUAUUCCAGAAGCCACUCACAUGAGUUCCAGACCUAGCUCCUUCAGGUAAAGGAUCCUAAGAACUGAAGGCAAACAGAGCUCCAGGAGUCCAAGACAGAGCCACAGACCACGAGGAUCCCUGGCCCAGGCCUUGGACUUCAUUCCAUUUUCUGACGAGUAAUAACUCAACGUUGAAAAUGUCCUUUGUGGGGGAGAACUCAGGAGUGAAAAUGGGCUCUGAAGACUGGGAAAAAGAUGAACCCCAGUGCUACUCAGAAAAAGAUGAACCCCAGUGCUACUCAGAAGACCCGGCUGGAAGCCCCCUGGAACCAGGCCCAAGCCUCCCCUCCAUGAAUUUUGCUCACACAAGUCCAAAGGUGAAGAACUUAAACCCGAAGAAAUUCAGCAUUCACGACCAGGAUCACAAAGUACUGGUCGUGGACUCUGGGAAUCUCAUAGCAGUUCCAGAUAAAAACUACAUACGCCCAGAGAUCUUCUUUGCAUUAGCCUCAUCCUUGAGCUCAGCCUCUGCGGAGAAAGGAAGUCCGAUUCUCUUGGGGGUCUCUAAAGGGGAGUUUUGUCUCUCCUGUGACAAGGAUAAAGGACAAAGUCAUCCAUCCCUUCAGCUGAAGAAGAAGAAACUGAUGAAGCUGGCUGCCCUAAAGGAAUCAGCACGCCGGCCCUUCAUCUUUUAUAGGGCUCAGGUGGGCUCCCGGAACAUGCUGGAGUCGGCAGCUCACCCCGGAUGGUUCAUCUGCACCUCCUGCAAUUGUAAUGAACCUGUUGGAGUGACAGAUAAAUUUGAGAACAGGAAACACAUUGAAUUUUCAUUUCAACCAGUUUGCAAAGCCGAAAUGAGCCCCAGUGAGGUCAGCGAUUAGGAAACUGCCCCAUCAAAUGCCUUCCUUGCUAAUUCGAACUAGUUAUAUAAAACACAAAAUCUGCUCACUAA